Messenger RNA from Sander lucioperca (pikeperch), 2006 nucleotides. RefSeq lists its product as uncharacterized. NCBI's taxonomy places the organism in Eukaryota, Metazoa, Chordata, Actinopteri, Perciformes, Percidae. Gene Ontology annotation, molecular function: protein binding. The transcript has 13 exons. The record is from RefSeq and is a predicted model, not a curated record. Bases 164 to 1861 code for a protein of 565 amino acids.
GUGUGUGUGUGUGUGUGUGUGUGUGUGCACUCGUGUUUCUUACUUUGCAAGGUCCGAUGACAGGGAGCCCAGUCACGGUAUGGGGCCCAAAACCCUAAUGGGGCCCAAAAUGGUGGACCCCACUCCGAUUUUGAUCUAAUAUGGCUCUGGAGCCUCCCCUGAUAUGCCUCUUGCUUUUUUUUUACUUGGCCCACAAUGUGAUAAAUUAUGGGUAAAAGUGUAUAAGUGUGUGUGGAGAUUUUGCUCCAUAUCGCCCCCUACAGCUUGUCCUGCGCUAUCACCAAAGAUACACACUUCCGGAAGUGUGUAUCAUUUUAGCCAAUCAGACAUCGCCUUAAAUCUCGUAUGCCAGAUGGUCUCGCGAGAUUUGAUACAUGAACAUAUCAACACUGAACAUGCAGUGGCCUACAUACACCUGGCUCUGAACAACAGAGCCAUCAUGUUAAAAAGGAGGAAGAGGAUACGGCCUGCUGAUGACGCAGUGUCGUAUAUUCUGUCUUCAAGGGACAAGCCUCUGUUCAAAGAAAUCUUUAUUGAUAGUAACAAAGGAAGAGGAGUGUUUGCGAGUCAGCCCAUUGAACAGGGAGCUUUUGUCUUGGAGUACAGGGGUGAACUACUAUCAAAGGAAGAUUGCCAGUCUAGACAAUACUCUGAUAAACAGAGUACAUUCCUGUACGAGUUUCAAUGGCAGAAACGUCACUGGUGUAUCGAUGCAUCCAGAGAGGAUGGAUCCCUUGGAAGAUUAGUAAAUGACAACCACAAAUCUCCAAACUGCAUCAUGAAAAAAAUCAUAGUCAACGACAGGCCACAUUUGUGCUUAUUUGCUGUUAAGAAUAUUGAAGCGGGAACAGAAAUUGAUUACAACUAUGGUGAUUCACAAUGGCCGUGGCGUAAAAAGGUGACAAGCCACCAGACAGAGACGCUCCCUGUUGAUCAAACAUCCCAUGAGGAUUCAGACAUCGAUGCUGCUACCACACAGAUGACAAGCCACCAGACAGAGACGCUCCCUGUUGAUCAAACAUCCCAUGAGGAUUCAGACAUCGAUGCUGCUACCACACAGGUGACAAGCCACCAGACAGAGACGCUCCCUGUUGAUCAAACAUCCCAUGAGGAUUCAGACAUCGAUGCUGCUACCACACAGGUGACAAGCCACCAGACAGAGACGCUCCCUGUUGAUCAAACAUCCCAUGAGGAUUCAGACAUCGAUGCUGCUACCACACAGGUGACAAGCCACCAGACAGAGACGCUCCCUGUUGAUCAAACAUCCCAUGAGGAUUCAGACAUCGAUGCUGCUACCACACAGAUGACAAGCCACCAGACAGAGACGCUCCCUGUUGAUCAAACAUCCCAUGAGGAUUCAGACAUCGAUGCUGCUACCACACAGGUGUGUACUGUCAAAGGUGUUUCCCUUGUGGAUUAUCUGUUAACUGAUGAAACAGAUGAGGAUUGUAUCGAAGACCAACCUCUGACUCCACACUGUGAUGACAUUUUUGGAAAGCAGAGUAGGAGUGAAAACAUUCUGAUGGAUAGAGUAUCCGAUUUUUCUGAGCCUCUGUAUGAUUCAAAUGAGACUAAAGUGGAGGAAACCGAUGAAGAGGAUUCUAUAAUAGGCCAUUCCAGUGUGCAAGCAGAUGGGGAACUUGUUCCAAAGCUGAGAAGGACGAAAAGCAUUCUGGUAAACAAACUGCUGCCAAACGAAGCUGGACACCAGAGGAAUGUGCAUGCAUGUGAAUGCAUCAUGAUGAGCCAAGUUCCAAGGAAACAGACUGUCAGCGCUGCAUUACUGCCGAACCUCAAGCCCUUGCAAAUAGAGACUGGAAAGCAGUUAAAUUCUUCAUCAAAAAUCGAAUUACUGCCCUGAGGAGAAGAAAACUAUAGUGACAGCACUUCACUAAACGGGUAGAAACAUUAGGCUGGAGGGAGAACCCCUAAAAGUGUUUGUGCUCUUUCUCUAGUAAUUAGGGGUCCAAGCCCGAAGUGGCAUGGGAACCGCAUUUGCAAGGCAG